This is a messenger RNA of Vigna unguiculata (cowpea), 384 nucleotides long. RefSeq lists its product as uncharacterized. NCBI's taxonomy places the organism in Eukaryota, Viridiplantae, Streptophyta, Magnoliopsida, Fabales, Fabaceae. The record is from RefSeq and is a predicted model, not a curated record.
AUGAAGAUCAUAAGCUUCGUGGGUUUAGCUGGCUAUUACAAGAGAUUCAUAGAAGGAUUUUCGAAGGUAUCGAGGAGGAUUGGACCGGUGGCUUAUGAGAUUGCAUUGCCUCUUCAAUUGGUAAAUCUCCAUUCGGUAUUUCAUGUGUCACAUUUGAGGAAAUACGUGUUUGACCCAUCCCAUGUGUUGGAAGUUGAGGAUGUUCAGAUUAGGGAAGAUCUCAUUGUGGAAGUACCACCAGUGGCCUUAGAGGAUAACCGAGUUGAAGAAUGUAGAGGAAAACCAGUAAAUCUUGUCAAAGUCAUUUGGGACCAGAGGAUAGAUGACUCUACUUGGGAGUUAGAGGAGGAUAAGAGGAAGUCGCAUUCGCACCUACUUCCCUAG